AUGUUGCUGACUCUCAAGUUGGUGGCACUAGUCGCCGCUACCAUCACCUUGACAGUGCUAUCGUCCUGCGUCGCUCAUGAGCUUAUCACGCCCGAUUUGGAAGCUUUCGCGAACUAUGAGGAUAUGUGUCGUUACAUAGCCUCGCGAAAUCAGCGUUCCAUGCGGUUCAUCGAAAAUCCCACACACGACACGUACAUUACAGCUUACAAUGAACACCACGAGGUCACUUCACGUGAACGUCAACGACGCGCGGCAAUUUCUCAGGAAGUGCGCAAAUUGCCAAGUGAGCCGCAAUUAGUCAAAUUUGAAAUCAGCGAUGCUAUUGAGCCCAGUGCCGAAGUUAAAGAAUUUAUAAGACAACAUCGUAGCCGCGAAGAAAGCCUUGCAUAUAUAUCGGGUACGGACAUAACGAAUGACAAAGAAAACACAGCCGCAAAAGCAACUGCCAGCGAUGAGAUUACUGAGGAGACGAAGCCUAGAACGACAACAGUGGCUACUACUCGGUCUACGCGUGGUAGUCGCGCAAAAAUUACACGCAGUAAGCGUCCCAAACGCGCCACUGAGAGUGUAACACCAAAUAGGCAAGCUUUCAAUUUUCAAGUAAAACUGAUUCCAUUCGAUAUCUCCGAAGCACGCGAGCCCGAUGAACAGACGAAAGCGCUGAUACGGCGUAUGCGCAAUCUAGAGUUACAGAGGCUACGUAGUAGUACCGCCACGAGCACAGUAGCCCCCGCAGUCAUACGCGUGUAUCGUAAUGCUCCCGCGGCACUCGCUACUCAACCACUGCCGGCACUCUUGUCGACCUUCAAUCCGGGUAAAUACUACCGACCCAAGACUGGCAAGUUCUUUAUGAAGCGCAAAGGUAAACGCGUGAAGCGCUCAGCCCCACAAAUGGUAAGAUUCGAGCUGGAAGAUGCACGUGAACCAGAUACUGCCACAUUGGAGCAGUUGCAUUUGGCAAGACAAAGCCGCUUGCAUACGAAAAGCCAAAGAUAUACCGGCGAAGAUAAAAAUACAGUUGUUCACAAGCGCGAAGCACGCAUGGACUCUGAAGUAGCUAAUCCGGUUGAGCCGCCUGUCAAAGAGAAGGUCGAUGAGGACGAAACCGAUUUAAGUAGUGGCGAAAGCAAGCGUCAUUUCGUAUACAAAGAAGCACCGGCCCUUAAAGCGAAGAAGUCCAUUGGUGCGCUGCCUGUGGAGGUUCAAAAGAUCAUAACUCACUUGAUGAAGGAUCAUGGCGCUGGUGGUGGUGCUGGAGGUGGCAAAGCAUACGUGAAAUAUAUACCAGCUCAUAUGGUCGACUAUCGACAAUUGAAAUCACUGUACGGCGCAAAGCUCGCUUUGCCGCCAACCUACAGUGUCGGUGGCGCGGGAAAACUCUCACCCGCCUCUUACAUAAAAUAUAUACAGCCAUUCCAGAAGGGUGAACAGCUGCAGGUUCAGAUCCAUCCGGUACCAGUAGUUGAAAAGAUACGCUACAUAUAUACGCCAGUAGCCACAGCAGCCGUUGGGCAUGGUUAUAGGGGUGGCGGCGGACAUGCCGCACUUGCUGCCGAGGAACAUGCUGCAGCACACGCCGCAGCCACACACGCAGUAAAGGCAGCUUAUGCCGGUCACAAUGUACACGCAGUUGCUGAGGCGCAAGCCGCACAAGCUGCACAUGCUGCCAAGGCAGCUCAAGCUCAGCACGCAAUUGAGGUCGCCCACGUCGCUGACGCCUAUGGUGCAAAAGGUGGUGGUGAAGGCGAAGCGGCUGGCCAUGAUGGAGGUGGCAUAGGUCAUGCAAUUGUCGUACAGGAGGCGGGUGGUGCGGCUCAUCAAGCAGCACCGGUAGAGGUACAUCACGCGUACGCUGCCGAUGAAGCGCAAGCGGUGGAAGAGGAAGUCCCCGUAGCAGUCGCCAUCAAAGCGGUACAUUUCCGGCCCUCGAAACCCGAUCCACUGCUUAACGAAAACAAACUCCCAGAGGCUGCCGCGGGUGAAGCGGGUGGCCAAGGAGAGCAGGGUGGUCAUGGAGGUGGUUAUGGAGGUGGUUAUGGAGGUGGUUAUGGAGGUAGAUAUGGAGGUGGUCAUGGCGGUGGUCAGGUAGUGAUUGAGCAGCAUGCAGCAGCUGGCUAUGCUGGUGGAGGACAUGCAAAUGGAGGGCAUGCAAAUGGAGGGUAUGUUGCUAUUGAUCAUGGCGCUGCUGUUCACCAACCGGUCGAACAAUACAAGUACGAAGUGGCGGCCGGCGCGCAGUCGCAAAAGGCAGCAGAAGCACCUCUAAUCAAAAUCGAAUAUCACGGCCCGGUGGAUGCCGCCAAACAAAACUUCAAAGAAUUGCCCGAAUUCAAAGAACUCUCCACGUUGGUUGGCAAAUCGACUGAAGAUCAAAUACAUGGACUCACGUACCUGCUGGCCAAGGAAAUGCAGAAUAAAUUGAAGCUACAACGCAAAAAAGUGUACAUUGGAGAAGAUCAUGGCGCACACACCAACACUGCGCCCAUAGUAUUUCCGCUUGAACAUCAGCAGGUAGCCGAACAAAAGCAACAACUAGUGCAAGCUCAUGGCGGUGCCAUUCAAGGCCGCCUAAUCGGCAUGGCUAAGUCCAAGGAGUAUAUACCCAUUGUGGAGCAAGCUCCCUCAGGUGAACAAAAAGCGGUCAACAACGGUGGUGAUGGUGGUGGGGGCGUCGCCGGCCAUGGCUUGGUGCAACAUCUUGCCAUACCAGCAGCCAAGCAAUAUGUUGCUAUCAAAAUUGAACCGAAAGCGCCAUUACCGAACUCAUAUGUAGAAUAUGGACUGUCGCCCAAUUAUCAUGGCGUUAAAGGUGGCGCAGCUGCCGAAGGUGGUGGAGGUGGCGGUGAGGGUGGCCAGAAGACGAAAUUGUUAGUGGAACAAGUAAUACAUCAUCCGACAAUCAAAUAUCAGGGUGGUGGAGCUGCUGCACAGGUGAAGGCUGUUGUUGCUGAGGCUGAAUUACAUGGGGGCGGAGCAUCUAGUGAGCAAGGCCUGAACUAUGGCGAUGGGCUGCAAUACGCCUCAAAGUAUGCAUUCGGCUAUCGCAUACGUGAUUUUAAUACCGGCAAUGAUUUUGGCCACAAACAGAAUCGUGAUUUGGAUGGUGUGACGCGCGGUCAAUAUCAUAUUUUAUUGCCGGACGGACGUAUACAGAAUGUGAUUUAUCAUGCAGACGAUACGGGCUUUCAUGCGGAUGUCAGCUUCGAAACGGGACACUGA
This is a messenger RNA of Anastrepha obliqua, 3219 nucleotides long. RefSeq lists its product as uncharacterized. The transcript is spliced from 4 exons. Bases 1 to 3219 code for a protein of 1072 amino acids. Lineage: Eukaryota; Metazoa; Arthropoda; Insecta; Diptera; Tephritidae. Gene Ontology annotation, cellular component: extracellular matrix. The record is from RefSeq and is a predicted model, not a curated record.